Molecule: messenger RNA, 3013 nt
Organism: Temnothorax curvispinosus
Lineage: Eukaryota; Metazoa; Arthropoda; Insecta; Hymenoptera; Formicidae
Exons: 4
Coding region: 848-3013 (721 amino acids)
Source: RefSeq, a predicted model, not a curated record
UCGCGACUGUGCCACGCGAUGGUUUCGCUUCGCGUCCGAACUCCUUCGAAGGAAGUGAAAAAAGAAACCGUUUCCAUCAGCGGAAAGGGAUACGUUGCCGGUAUGUGGACGCAGUUUCCUCAUUGACGGAUCUGAAAAAAAGUGCGUGUUUUGUGCUCGCGUUAGCGAAAUGACAUCCGAGAGAAGCUGUGCCGGAUUUCUUAUUCGGACUUCUUAUCAGUAAUUUGAGAGAAGAAAUCUUACGAUACGCUUAAUGAUACAGAGCUGCUUCGAAUAUGAUACAACGGGGAUCGGUGAAAGUUGGGGAAAUUGGAAAAUGGUGAAAAAAAAAUCGGGACGGCAAUCAGAAAAGCUUGCCGCAUCGACAAGUUGUUGCAAAUUAGAACGUGAAAUAAUUCAGUCGUCAAACAUAUCGUGCGCAAUGCAAUAAAACGUAAUAUAUAUUCCGCGUGUGUACGAUAUGUAACGUCGCAAAAUAUUCAAACUUGAGCGAGUGUAUUAAAUGUUGGCCAACAAAGCCAGCGUUUGACGUCGCGACAUUUCCCGACGACACGGUACUUACAAAGUUGCGAAAGAGGAGGCCGGGCGGUUUACGCGUCGUGGAGUUAUAAAAAAUGAAAGCCGAAAUCGCGCGCCGUUACCGUUCGUUGCUAAACGCACCCGACGCGACGCGUCGCGCAUCGCUCACUUAGCAUCUUGCCGUUAAUCGUCGCGGAUGAUUUACGAACACUUAUAAUGAUAGUGUUGUCUCUUCUUCCUUGGAUGUUAGUCGUCUCUUCAUCCCGAUGCGGACCAGCGAGCGAGCGAGCGAUACCGCGAAUGUGACACGGUCACGAAUCUCAGCGACAUGGCGGGCAUACUUUUGCACAACCUUCUCCGAUAUAUACGGAACGGUGUAAAUCGUCGCAAAAUGGCGUCCAACGAGGAUGGCGAUCUGAUCGAUCUUGGAAACGAUGCGUGCGUACCGCGGGUCACAGUGGACGAUGCAACGCCCGACGAACAGGAGCAUCUGCUGGACGUAUGUCCCCCGAAAUUGGAGCAGAAACUCUCCCUCACCCGUCAGCAAGAGCGAGUGCUGAACAGCAUCGAUAAGGGUGACAUCUUGGUGACCUUGGGCCACGAUCAAGUGGUACCGAUCCGCAAAAGGAUCGACGUGGUCUCGUCAGACACGAUCAAGCGGGUGCGCGACAUCACUAGGAAUUUAGAGCCGGUUAUACGCAAGACUUGCUCGGACAUCAACGAGGAGGCUCAACAGGAUACGGUGGACCACGCGACGAUAUCGAGCUGCGAAAGAACGAGGGGAGCCUCGACGGCGAGACACGAGGACGAGACAUACGAGACGCGAGAAAUAAACGACGCUUUCGAUUUCCUCGCCGAGCACGACGACAACGAAGACCAAGCGGAAACGAGCUGCGGUCGCGCGAGGAACGAGAACGUCGACCCGAAUCGCACGACAUCCUCCGUGCGUCUCUCAAUCGGGGGGAAAGAGGAUAGGGUCAGUUACCCCUUCGAGUCGUCGUCCAGGACCUCGAACGAGGAAGCGAACGGUAGAAGCGACGUGGAGGAGACGAAAGGCGCCGUCACGCCGAGCGAGUACAAUGUCCAGCCGGACGACGAUCCGGUCUACAAAUCGUUGCCAAAUUCGAACAAGUUUCGCGAGGACAGUUCGCCCAAGGAUAGAUCCGUUUCCAUCGAAUCGGAGCCUCGCGCGAGAGUCGUUCUCAAGAGACGCGGUCGAGAGGACGCCUUCGAGCGCGGAAGCAAAAGGCGUUCCUUUCAAGAGUCGCAUCGUAAGUCGUGGACGGAAGGGACGAGCCUAAACUCAAGCCCUUUUACCGAUGGGCUUCCUGGCAUCGAUAGAUCCACCAGUCUUAAGGAAUAUCGCUGCGUACCGUCGGUUUCCAACGUCGAUCGUGGGGCGGCCAGCUUUCUCACGAGACAGCCACCGGAAGCGGAAUCGGCGACCAGUCCGAGCGAGGACGUCUGCUCGGAAGGUUCCGAGGUGGAUUGGUCGUGGCUCGAGGAAGUGGAGUACCUGCGGGCCGCGGAGUCGCUCGCGGCCGCCGGUGAACGUGGGGCUGGCGAACAGGGGGGGCGGGCGAGCGCUGCUGCGGCCCCCACCCGCGGGAGCGCGGGGCGCAGGCGCGGCUGCGAGCAUCGCGAAACGGCGACGGGCCGCAGUGUCGCGAUGUCCGUCACCGCGACGGCAAAGUCCCUAGCGGGUGGCGGCGGCACGCGGUGGUCACCCUCCGGCGGCGCGCUUCUCCACGAUCGUCAAAACAACGGUAACAACAAUCGUCGCAGCGGCGGACGACAUCGCCGGCAUCGCAACGUUAACGACAACAAUAACGACGGCGACGAUGACGACGACGACGAGGCCGCGGCAGCCGCGCGUUGCAACGCCACAAACGAGGCGGUCGAUCGUGAAAAUCGCGACGGCGCGACGACGACGACCGCCGUCGCCGCCGUCACCAGCUCGGUCGCCGCCGCCGCGAACUCGUGGAUGCGCGCGUCCAUGCGGCGUCUGCGUCAUCUGCGACUACCCGAGGGCACGCAGCGCGCCGGUACCGGUAAUAACGAGCCGGCCAAUCGGCGCGCGGUAGUCGUCUCGGCGCCGAAUUCGUUGCCGGACAUCGCGCUGAUCGCACCGGAGAUCCUCGCCGCGCAGACCAACGGCACCGGCACUUCCGGCACGCUGCUCCGACCGUUGAGCGCGCCCGCGAGGAACGCGGGCGCCGCGACGCCGCGCCGCGCCGCCGGUCGACAAUUCGCCGGUGGAAGAUCGAGGCGAGGCGCGCGUAAUCGCGAGGUGUCGUCGCGGCAGGGCAGCCUCGGCUCCACGACCACGGCCAGCGACACCACCGCGUCCGGCAACACGACCUGCUCCAGCUCGUUCGGCGGGGCUUCCAGCAGCGCGCCUUCCAGCACGCCGACCAGCCCGCAGCGCACCGCUCCGAGAAGGCGUAAGAUUCUUCACAGACCUAACGCGGGAACGUUGCGAGACCGUUUUUGA